AUGUUGCCUGCCUCCCUUUUUACCCCACCUUGCAGCCGCCUGGUGGGAAACACGCCCAUGGUCUACCUCAGUAGCCGCAUCUUGGGCGACAAAGCCGCGGCCAAGGUGGCCGCCAAGCUGGAGCUGAUGGAGCCGUGCUGCUCGGUCAAGGACAGAAUUGGGAGGAGCAUGAUAGAAGAUGCCGAGGAGGCCGGCAAAAUAGCGCCCGGCAAGACCACGCUGGUCGAGCCCACAUCUGGCAACACUGGCAUUGCACUGGCGUUCAUUGCUGCGGCGCGUGGCUACCGGCUGGUGCUGACCAUGCCCGCCUCCAUGUCGCUGGAGCGCCGCAUCCUGCUGCGUGCCUUUGGGGCCGAGCUGGUGCUGACGGAUCCCGCCAAGGGCAUGAAGGGCGCGAUGCAGAAGGCGGAGGAGAUUGCGGGCUCGACCCCCAACAGCUACAUCCUGCAGCAGUUCUCCAACCCCGCCAACCCUCGCAUCCACUACGAAACCACCGGCCCGGAGGUCUGGGAGGCAACAGAGGGCAAGGUGGAUAUCCUGGUGGCCGGCGUGGGCACCGGCGGCACCAUCACCGGCACCGGGCGGUUCCUGAAGGAGAAGAACCCCAACAUGCAGGCGCCUCCGCCCAUGCGCACUGCCCUGCAGAUCAUCGCUGUAGAGCCGGCGGAGUCGCCCGUCAUCAGCGGCGGCAGUCCCGGCCCCCACAAGAUCCAGGGCAUCGGGGCGGGCUUCAUCCCAGACAACCUGGAUACCUCCCUGGUGGACGGCGUGAUCAAGGUUAGCUCCGACCAGGCGGUGGAGAUGGCGCGGCGCCUGGCGCUGGAGGAGGGCCUGCUCUGCGGCAUCUCGUCCGGCGCGGCGGUCGUGGCGGCGGCUGAGGUGGCCAACAGGCCAGAGAACAAGGGCAAGCUGGUCGCGGUUGUGCUGCCGUCCUUUGGCGAGCGCUACCUCUCCUCUGUCCUAUUUGCUUCGCUGAGGGAGGAGGCAGAAAACAUGCAGCACGAGUGA
Molecule: messenger RNA, 1008 nt
Organism: Chlorella variabilis
Lineage: Eukaryota; Viridiplantae; Chlorophyta; Trebouxiophyceae; Chlorellales; Chlorellaceae
Exons: 6
Coding region: 1-1008 (335 amino acids)
Cellular component (GO): cytoplasm
Molecular function (GO): cysteine synthase activity
Source: RefSeq, a predicted model, not a curated record